This is a messenger RNA of Sclerotinia borealis F-4128, 495 nucleotides long. The record is from the annotation of a GenBank genome assembly. Lineage: Eukaryota; Fungi; Ascomycota; Leotiomycetes; Helotiales; Sclerotiniaceae.
AUGGUUUCAGUACCUCAACUUUUAGUGAGAGCUUUACAAGCCGUUGUAAUGCUCAUUACGCUUGCUCUCAUUGGAAACGCGAUUGAUGUUCAGCAUUUCGGAAACUCCAGUGUGAACUAUUGCAUGUUCGCCGCCGUGUUUGCAUGGAUAGUCAUUUUCUUUGGAUUCGCCGCAUCAUUCCUCGAGUCGCUUGCCAAACCCCUUAUCCUCGCUCCUAUGGAUGGUCUAGCCGCCCUCUUCACUUUGAUCGCCGGUAUCGUACUUGCUGCCAAGCUUGGCGUACACAGCUGCGGCAACCGAGAUUAUAUCAACAGCAACAGUCUGACACAAGGAAGUUCGCAUCGAUGCCGGGAGCUUCAAGCUGCUUGUGCAUUUUUCUGGUUCGCUUUUGUGUGUUUUGUGGGCUCGCUCAUCUUGGAUUUCAUGGGAUGUUCCAGCACGAGCAUGCGUCGUAGUAGCGUUCGCAAGAGUGGACCAACCAUGUCCCAAGUCUAA